Messenger RNA from Dreissena polymorpha, 600 nucleotides. RefSeq names its product germ cell nuclear acidic protein-like. The transcript has a single exon. Lineage: Eukaryota; Metazoa; Mollusca; Bivalvia; Myida; Dreissenidae. The record is from RefSeq and is a predicted model, not a curated record. The coding region runs from base 1 to 600 and encodes 199 amino acids.
AUGGAUGCCAACGAACAGCCAUACGAGGCUGACUACGACGACGAUGACAGCGCUAGUGUUAGCGUCAUGUAUUCAUCUGGCGAUGACGACGAGGGCAGCGCUAUUGUGAACGUCGUACAUUCAUCUGGUGACGACGACGAUGUUAGCGCUUCUGGGAACGUCGUGCAUUCAUCUUACGACGACGAUGACGACGAUAGCAGCGCAACUGGGAACGUCGUGCAUUCAUCUGGUUACGACGACGACGACGAUGAUGAUAGCGCUACUGGGAACGUCAUGCAUUCAUCUGACGAUGACGACGAUGGCAGCGAUAUUGUGAACCUCGUGCAUUCAUCUGGUGACGACGACGACGAUGAUGAUAGCGCUUUUGGGAACGUCAUGCAUUUAUCUGACGACGACGAUAACGACGAUGGCAGCGCUACUGUGAACGUUGUGCAUUUAUCUGACGAUGAUGGCAGAGCUGAUGACAUACUCGUUAUCAGUGAUGAUGAAAAUAGUCUGGCGAAUGAUUCGCGAUGGGCUAGACGAUUAACUGUGUAUCGAAGGAGAAAUCCUCGUACAUGUAGAGACAGAAACGUCUCUGGACCAGUGGUGUUUUUCUGA